GCAGGGCGCAGCGGCCCCGUCAUGACCGGCCACCGCAGCUGGGGAUACGGGCAGGAUGACGGACCUUCAGAGUGGCACAAAUCUUAUCCUAUUGCUCAAGGGAACCGCCAGUCACCUAUUGAUAUAGUUUCUGCAAGAGUAGUUUAUGACCCUAAUCUGAAGCCGCUUAUUAUCUCCUAUGAAUCAUGUACAUCUCUGAACAUCUCCAACAAUGGCCACUCAGUUAUCGUUGAGUUUGAAGAUACUGAUGACAAGACAGCAAUCAGUGGUGGUCCCUUUGAGAAUCCAUUUCGGCUAAAGCAGUUUCACUUCCACUGGGGGACAAAGCACAGCCAGGGAUCGGAGCAUACGAUUGAUGGCAAACCCUUUCCAUGUGAGCUCCACUUAGUUCACUGGAAUGCCAGAAAAUAUGCAACAUUUGGAGAAGCAGCAGCAGCUCCAGAUGGCUUGGCAGUAGUUGGUGUUUUCUUGGAGAUUGGGAAAGAACAUGCCAAUAUGAACAGACUCACUGAUGCUUUAUACAUGGUAAAAUUUAAAGGAACAAAAGCUCAAUUUAGAAGCUUCAACCCCAAAUGUCUCCUGCCCUUGAGUCUAGAUUAUUGGACGUACCUUGGUUCUUUGACAACACCACCCCUUAAUGAGAGUGUAACAUGGAUAGUGCUGAAAGAACCAAUCAGAAUUUCUGAGAAACAGCUGGAGAAAUUCCGCAUGCUCCUCUUCACUGGUGAGGAAGACCAGAGGAUCCAAAUGGUGAAUAAUUUUCGCCCCCCUCAGCCUCUUAAGGGGAGAAUAGUUCGAGCUUCCUUCAAGGCCUGAAGAAAACUCAUAAUGGCCCUGAGACAUCCAAGAGCU
Molecule: messenger RNA, 852 nt
Organism: Phaethon lepturus (White-tailed tropicbird)
Lineage: Eukaryota; Metazoa; Chordata; Aves; Phaethontiformes; Phaethontidae
Gene: CA7
Product: carbonic anhydrase VII
Exons: 7
Coding region: 22-816 (264 amino acids)
Biological process (GO): regulation of intracellular pH
Cellular component (GO): cytoplasm
Molecular function (GO): carbonate dehydratase activity; zinc ion binding
Source: RefSeq, a predicted model, not a curated record